Dictyostelium purpureum is the source of this 1279-nucleotide messenger RNA. RefSeq lists its product as uncharacterized. The coding region runs from base 359 to 1156 and encodes 265 amino acids. The record is from RefSeq and is a predicted model, not a curated record. The transcript has 2 exons. NCBI's taxonomy places the organism in Eukaryota, Evosea, Eumycetozoa, Dictyosteliales, Dictyosteliaceae.
GAUUUAAAUAAAAAUUUAAUAAUAAAAAUUUUAUUUUUUAAUUUUUAUUAUUUAUUUUAUUUUAUUUAUUUUAUUUAUAUUUAUUGUUAUUUAUAACUUUUUCUUAAUUUUAUAUAUUAAAAAUAAUUAAAUUUAAUAUAUAUAUUAUAUACAUUUUAUAUAUAUUUAUUUAUUUUUUUUUUUUGUUUUUUUUUAUUUUUUUUUUUUAUUUUUUUUUUAUUAUUUUUUUUUUAAAAUCUAUUUUAAUACACAACACAUCAAAAAAAUAAUUUAAUAAUAUACAUAUUGUAUACAAUAAUUUAUGAAUUUAUUAAUAAUAAUAAUUUAUUAAAUAAAAAAAAUAAAUAAAUAAAAAACAAUGAAUUCUGACUUGGGAGAAAUUCUUGUUGAAAUUCAUAACUAUAGAAUUCAACAGCAAAGUUUAAAUAACAGCGUAGAUUUAAAUAAUACAAAUAACAAUGGUGACAAUACGGAUAUAGAAAAUACUCCUGGUGAUGAAAAUAUAACUUUGGAAAAUAUAAAAACGCAAGAAGAGAUAGACACUAACUAUGACCGUGCAUUAAAAUUUUUAAACAAAGGAAUAUUUUGUGAUUUUAUUGUAAUUUUAAUUCCGACAAUAAUAGUAGGUGGAAUGCUAUUGGGCUUUCCAUGGUUUAAAGUAUCAUAUAAUGAUAAAUAUGGUGUUGAAAUUUGCACAAGAAAUAUACAAAUUACAAAACCUACAGAAAGGUAUAACAAAAGUAUAGAGACACAAGAAUCGAUAGAUGCUAGAGAAUUAACUACCAGAAUGAUGUAUGCAUGUUUAUUAUAUUCAGUUUUGGUUUUUUUAGAUUCACUUCUAUUAUUACCAGUGUAUAUCUAUAAGAAAUAUAAAUCGAUCAUUUUUGAAGUAAUAUUGUAUUUAUUAGAAUGGACUUUCAUCAUUGCAAUUCUUUGUACUUUUAAGCGUUUCAAUUUCUAUCCUCAAUCAAUUCAUCUAAAAGGUUGCGAGGGCAGAAAUAUCCAGUAUUCGGAGGUUUCAUUAUUUAUGGGUUUUUAUUUUCUUGUAUUAAGAGUUGUGGUUUUUAAAACUAUCCGAAUAGCUCUAUGUAUAAAAUGUGUGUUUAAUGCAAAUAGAUUAUUGAGAGAAAGCAAUUGGAAGAAGAAAGAGUUUUAAAGAAAAGAGCAGAAUCCUUAAACUUAAUUGUAUAUGAAUCAUCAUUAAACCAAAGUAUCGAUAAUAAUCUUACAACUUCACAAAUUAUAAAAAAUAUUAAAUAAAAAUUUAAUUUAUAUAACU